Pungitius pungitius (ninespine stickleback) is the source of this 2814-nucleotide messenger RNA. RefSeq names its product receptor activity-modifying protein 1-like. Bases 92 to 538 code for a protein of 148 amino acids. Gene Ontology annotation, cellular component: cell surface; signaling receptor complex; membrane. Gene Ontology annotation, biological process: G protein-coupled receptor signaling pathway; receptor internalization; cellular response to hormone stimulus. Gene Ontology annotation, molecular function: coreceptor activity. The transcript has 3 exons. NCBI's taxonomy places the organism in Eukaryota, Metazoa, Chordata, Actinopteri, Perciformes, Gasterosteidae. The record is from RefSeq and is a predicted model, not a curated record.
CAGAAGGAAAAGCCUGCUGUUGACCCCCCCUCCCACCCACCCACCCCACGGACUGAGCAGACUGCGUGAAAGCGCCCUGGAGGAGCUCGGCAUGGCUUCGCGCGGCGCGUCGCUCCUGAGAACGUGCCUUAUGUUGUUGUUGUUGGCAGUCCUUCCGUCUGUAUCCGGGUGCAAUGGGGGCCUCUACGAGAGGAUGAUCAACACCCACUGCUUGGCAAAGUUCAAAGGGGACAUGGCAGGGCUGGACCGAGGCCUGUGGUGCAGCUGGCCGGACACCAGCGAGAUCUAUGAGGUGCUGACAAAAUGCACUUACCACGUAGCCUUAGAGAUGGACUGCUUCUGGCCCAAUCAGAUCGUCGACCGCUUCUUCAUGCAGAUUCACCGCGACUACUUCCGCGACUGCGCUCUGACCGGAAGGCUCCUCCACGAACCGCCGACCAGCGUCCUCGCCCCGUUCAUCGCCGUCCCGGUGCUGGUCACCCUGCUCAUGACCGCCCUGGUGGUGUGGAGGAGUAAACACACUCAGGGGGUUUUGUAGGGACUCUGCCUCAAGGCUUAACAAUACACAAGGGCGAAACCAUGCAUUCUUUGGUGGGGGGGGGGGGGGGUCGUAUGUCCCCCCCAUUUACAGCAGAAAAUAUGUAGAGACACACAAGCUGCAAGCUGCUCGGAGCGGACCGCGACAUGGAGCUAUCCGGCAAGACGAAGGGUCGAGGAAUCUGCUUCUACUCCAACAUCAACUGGUGCAACGACUUAACACUGAUCCUACAACACUGUUCUUCUGAUCUGGAAACUUUCAUUAACUGUAACUUUCACUUUCAUUAACCCUUUUACUCCCCCCUUGUGAGUUCGCUUUAUUCAUCCUGGUCGGUGUUUACCUGCCGCCGCCGGGCAACAUGCAGGAGACACAGCGGACACUCGCCAGCCAGAUACGCCAUGUGGAGCGGACCAACGCAGACUCCUUGGUUAUUGUCCUCAGGGACAUUAACAAAGGAAAUCUUAGCCUUCCUGAACUUCUUAAGUACAAGCAGUUUAUUAAAUGCCCAACCAGAACACGCUAGAUCACAUCUGCACCACACCAGCCCAAUACCCGCUUUAAAAAAGAAAUGAUGGGGAAGGGCAUUCAUUUGGACCCCCCCAAAUGUCUAAAUCAUGGUUACGCCCUGGACAAUAUGUGGGUCUCCUGAGGGGCAAUGAUGGACUAUGUGGUAAAAGCUGUUUUUUGCAUCAUCUAUUUGAUUUAUUGAUAAUUAAAUAAUUUCCUGUUAUUAUGAAUACAUCUUUAAGAACUGCAGACAUAUGAUUGUGUGUUAUAGAUGCACUCGUUGGCAGUAUCUGAGUUUGUGAAAAGUAAUAAAAAUGUGUUUGGGAUUCAGGGGAAUUGUAGCCCACCAAUGUUGAUUACCAUCUGUUGUCAUGGCCCCAAACAAUCUAUGAGCAUAUUAUUAACUGAAGAGAGAAGGACACUCAGGGAGACUCCAACAACUUGGACGAUUGUUAAACUUUUGCAUAUAGAAAAGGAGCAGGAAACGGAGGAGAGAAAGAAAGAGCAGGGUUUGAACCAAUAGGUUAAGCAUAGGUGACUGGAAAAUUUUGUUUAUUUAAAUGUAGGUUCACGACACAGUUGUAAAUAUCUAAUUUAAAAGGUGCCCUAACCCGGGCAGUGAGAGCUAGCAUUGCCCCCUAACCCACACAUGUGCAAUUUGUAGCUUGAAAACGUAUUAUAAUUCAUACAUGUCAACAAAUCUAAGUUACGUGUAACAUCUCAUGCAUAUAUAUAAAAAUAUACAUGUCUAGCUACUGCAGUUUAAUCUCCGCAAAAAACAAUGUUACCAGAGCACGGCUAAUGCCGGUGGGGACAACGACCCCCUCGUCUGUCCGAAGCAAGCGAACCAUCACAACCGUUCUACACAGUCUUGGUCAUUACCUUACUCGAUGACUUGCACUGAUUGGAGUCAGCCUGGGUUGCUGUUGAAUUAAAUGAAAUGCAUCCGUUAGGAAGGAAGGAUUGCUAAUAGGGUUGGGUAUCGUUUGAAUUUGAACGAUUCCGAUUCCUUGUUUCGAUUCGGGUUCCCGGCGAUUCUCGAUUCCGAUUCUUUUAAGAGGCAGGGUCAAAAAAGUUUAAGUUAAAGAUAUUAGCUAGCUAACCAAGGGUCUUUCUGAAGGAAAUAGUCUGACCUUCUCCAUCAAUGUUAAUUCUAUGAACUUUAUAUUAACUUUACUAUGAAUUUCUAACAGGGCUGUUUUCAACUACAAUAUAAAUAUCAAACUAUGAACUUGAAUAUUGUAUUAACAUUAUAAAUUAUGAAUAUAUUUUAACAGGGGUACACGUUCCUCCAGAGAGCUUUAUUUUUGAAACCUCACAAAAACACAUUUACACAUCCCAGUGAACAUUUUUUUGUUGAAAAGACGUUGAAUAAACGUCUAUGCCCGACGUUGAAAAGACGUUGCAAAAUGGUUUAAAAGUGAAAGUUGUUUCAACGCCUAUUCGUAGACGUUGAAAAGACGUCUAUAUUUAGACCGCAUAUCAACGUAAUUUUUAAUACGGUAAAAUGUCGUCCUCUACUUUGUGCUAUAGCAUUAUUUUAUAGGUGUAAAAAGAAAUGACGUCCACAUUUGUGCGUAUACCACCGAUAUUAAAAAUCACAAUGAAAACUGGUCUAAACAUAGACGUCGGGCCAUAGACGUCUUUUAAACGUCUUUUCAACGGCAUAAUUGCUCGCUGGAAAAGUACAAGUUACACACAAUCAGCGGUUGACAGUUAAUCAUGUCAACAGCCCUUAACAAAGGACAACACAAUUUGAUUAAUUUGUA